CUAUCGAAGAUGAGCCACAAUCCUUUUCUCAGGCCAUGCAAGAUCCCAAAUGGAGACAAGCAAUGAAAGAUGAAAUAGAUGUUCUCGAGAAAAAUAACACUUGGACUUUGGAGAUGCUACCUCCUGAUAAGAAACCUAUAGGUUGUACAAGCUCUUCCCUCUGUCAGAGUUUGAAAGAUUUUCUGCAUGCCCACUUCCACCUUAAGGACCUAGGAAAAUUAAAAUAUUUUCUUGGAAUUGAAGUUGCUCGACAUCCAUCUGGAAUUUUUCUCUGUCAGCGGAAAUACACCCUUGAUAUCUUGACAGAAUCAAGGAUGCUAGGAGCUAAGCCUUGCAAAUUUCCAAUGGAGCAAAAGCUCAAACUUAACAAGAAUGAGGGUCGCACCAUCUCUAAUCCUAUACAAUACCGUCGACUCAUUGGAAGACUUAUCUAUUUGACUAUAACUCAACCUGAUAUAUCUUAUGCUAUUCAUAUUUUAAGUCAAUUUACGCAGGAACCCAAACAGCCCCACAUGGAUGCUGCCAUAAGAGUUUUACGUUACUUGAAAUCUUCCCCAGGCCAAGGCAUUUUCUUACUGUCAACAAGCUCACUUCACCUCUCUGCCUUUUGUGACUCUGAUUGGGCUAGUUGCCCAAUGACAAGGAAAUCCACUAUAGGUUACAUCACCAUGCUCGGCAACUCCCCAAUCUCUUGGAAAACUAAGAAACAAACUAUUGUAUCAAGAUCCUCUGCUGAAGCUGAGUAUAGAGCAAUGGCAUGCAUUGACCAAUAUGAGGAAGUUGAUCUAGUCACAAAGGGAGGAAACUAUGGAUGGCGUGUUUACAAAGGCCCAAUUCCUUUUCAACCGGCUACCACUCCAAGUUGCAUAAACCCCAUCUUCCUUGUAAUGGUUUAUUUCCAUUUUGAGAUUGAUAAGAAUGUUGGUUCGGCUUCAAUAACGGGUGGAUAUUUCUAUCGGUCCUUGACAGAUCCAUGCAUGUAUGGAAGGUACAUAGACAUGGAUUUGUACGGGGGAGCUUUAUGGGCUAGCAGUGAAUACCUUGUGAACAGUGGCAACUUCACCAUUGCUAGAAUUCCAUUCAAAUGCGCUAAUGACAAUCCAAUCGCAUGUUCUUUGCCUUCUCUUGGAUACAUCAUCUCAUUUGUUGAAGAUAAUAAUAAGGAUCUUCAUAUUCUCACAAGCACAGACGUCUAUAGGGUUGCAAGACCAAGCCGGUAUGACUUUUCAUGUUCAAAAGAAAAUGGAGCUAAUUCUACAACUUCAAGGCAUCAUUCUUCUUCCUCCUCAAUAUCCACCAAUGUUACAAGUGAUUGUCGAUUUCUUAGUUCCCUCCUCCUCUUUGUGUUUUUUCAUAUCCUGGAAAUUUAGACAUGUGCCUGUUUUCAUAAAGACAUGCAUUGUUGGCUUGUUCUUCUAUAAAAUUUCAAAUUCAAA
Molecule: messenger RNA, 1436 nt
Organism: Rubroshorea leprosula
Lineage: Eukaryota; Viridiplantae; Streptophyta; Magnoliopsida; Malvales; Dipterocarpaceae
Source: the annotation of a GenBank genome assembly